Molecule: messenger RNA, 3630 nt
Organism: Coregonus clupeaformis (lake whitefish)
Lineage: Eukaryota; Metazoa; Chordata; Actinopteri; Salmoniformes; Salmonidae
Product: serine/threonine-protein kinase 38
Exons: 13
Coding region: 142-1557 (471 amino acids)
Biological process (GO): intracellular signal transduction; peptidyl-serine phosphorylation
Molecular function (GO): ATP binding; protein serine/threonine kinase activity
Source: RefSeq, a predicted model, not a curated record
CGGUGUGGCAAAUAUCAAAUCGUUGCGCAUCGCCUUUUGGCCACAAAGCGUCUUGAUGAGUUUAAUUAAAGCGAAAGGGAAAGACGGGGUUGAGCCACACACAGCCCAGCAGAGAGAGAGGUCGUUCCUGCGGAGGUAACCAUGGCAAUGACGGGCCAGAGUUCCUGCUCCUCAAUGAGUAACCACACCAAGGAGCGUGUGACCAUGGCCAAAGUAACCCUGGAGAACUUCUACAGCAACCUCAUCGCCCAACACGAGGAGAGAGAAAUGAGGCAACAAAAGUUGGAGAAGCUGAUGGACCAAGAGGGCUUGGCGGAUGAAGAGAAGCGUAUCCGACGUUCUCAGCACGCCAGGAAAGAGACAGACUUCCUGCGUCUCAAACGAACCCGCCUGGGGCUGGAGGACUUUGAGUCCCUCAAGGUGAUUGGCCGAGGAGCUUUCGGAGAGGUGCGUCUGGUGCAGAAAAAGGACACAGGCCAUGUGUACGCUAUGAAGAUCCUCCGUAAGGCUGACAUGCUGGAGAAGGAACAGGUGGGCCACAUCCGUGCCGAGAGAGACAUCCUGGUGGAGGCGGACAGCCUAUGGGUGGUCAAGAUGUUCUACAGCUUCCAGGACAAGAUGAACCUCUACCUCAUCAUGGAGUUCCUGCCUGGCGGUGACAUGAUGACCCUGCUCAUGAAGAAGGAUACUCUGACCGAGGAGGCCACUCAGUUCUACAUCGCUGAGACGGUGCUAGCCAUCGACUCCAUCCACCAACUGGGCUUCAUCCACAGAGACAUCAAACCUGACAACCUGCUACUAGACUCCAGGGGCCACGUGAAGCUGUCUGACUUUGGUCUAUGCACGGGUCUGAAGAGGGCCCAUCGUACCGAGUUUUACAAGAACCUCAACCACAGCCUACCCAGUGACUUCAGUAAGCAAACAUUCAAUAACAUGAACUCGAAGAGGAAAGCAGAGACAUGGAAGAGGAACAGGAGACAGCUGGCCUUCUCUACUGUGGGCACCCCUGAUUACAUCGCCCCAGAAGUCUUCAUGCAGAAUGGAUACAACAAGCUCUGUGAUUGGUGGAGCCUGGGAGUCAUCAUGUAUGAGAUGCUGAUAGGCUAUCCCCCGUUCUGCUCCGAGACCCCCCAGGAGACCUACAGGAAGGUGAUGAACUGGCGGGAAACGCUCACCUUUCCCCCGGAAGUGCCCAUCUCGGAGAAGGCCAAGGAUCUCAUCCUCAGGUUUUGCUGUGAAGAGGAGCACAGGAUUGGAGCCACAGGGGUGGAGGACAUCAAGGGCAACGCCUUCUUCGAAGGGGUGGACUACGACCACAUCAGAGAGAGGCCCGCUGCCAUUCCCAUCGAGAUCAAAAGCAUCGAUGACACGUCCAACUUUGACGAGUUCCCAGACUCAGAUAUCCUCCAGCCAACGGCUGCCCCUGUUGUGUCCAAUCAUUCUGAGGUGGACCUGAAGAACAAGGACUGGGUCUUCAUCAACUAUACCUACAAGCGCUUCGAGGGCCUCACAGCCCGAGGGGCCAUCCCCUCCUACAUGAAGACAGGGAAGAGAUGAAUAAUGUCUUUGUUCACUCACUCACUUUACCAGCCCCUCAGUCUGGUAUUCAAAAGAAUACACCAUGGAUCCCAACGACCACUCCUCUAGCUCCAAACUCCAAAAUGGAGAUAGCGGUCACACCAGCGGACCACACUCGACCGGUAUUCCCGCAUCCUUCACUUCCCCCUCCAUAAACAAGCUUUGAAGUCUUAGCUGAGCAGCUAACAGCAAGGGACUGGGAUCCAAUAUGCCUCGCUUUUCUGUCAAAGGGCUAGCUUUUCUCUCUUCAUUCCUUUUCUUUCUUUUUUUUUUCAAUGAGAGUUGACUGUGUUGCUCCACACUCAAUAGAAUUGUCCAUAUUUUUAGAAGUUAGUUCCUCCUAUUAAAACCUUUAGAAAUGGAGUGUCAUUUGAUGUGAACUAAUGAUCCUUUUCAGGGAUUACAUCAAUGUUUUCAAUGUGUUUUUAGAGAGCUCUCUGCUGCAGCAUCUUGGGUGCUAGUGUUUCCGACAGGUUGUCUGUUGCAACAAGGCAACUCUUAACCAAAGACGAUGAGAGCUUAGAGUAUUAUUUUAGGGUUUCAAUGUAAUUGCUUUGUCCCCAUGUAAUUGUCACUUAAAUACCAUCAAUGGUAGAGCUGUUUUUAUACAUGGAUUUAUGCAAGUGUUUAUAGCAAUAGAAUCACCUCUCUGGAAUAUGAUUCUAUUUUAAAUGGAACUACACCUCCCAGAAGCCCACUUGUUUAGAUUCAUUCUUGAUUUGACAAUCAUCCACUUUUUAAGGGUAGCAUUCAUGAGUUUUUUUCUUUCCUUUGAUUAAUUUGAUUCGCCAAUACUCUGUUAGAGUUAUUUAUAACUUUUGUGGAUAUGCAUGUCAUUUAGCUAGAGCGCCAAAUCAAAUGCAAACAUUUGGUGCACGUACCAACCCUUUUUUUGGUUUACUUUUCGAUGGACCUUUUGUGGUAGGGGAGCUAGAAGUAAGGCCAAGACAUCGAUACUCUUCUAUUUCCUCUUCUGUUUGUUCUCUCUUUCCUCAUCGUCUUUUCCUUCCUGACCACUGGCCUGUAAGGGCUUGGUAGGUCAGGUGGCAGGCAGCGCAUGUUGGUUCAGUGGAGAUGGAAGGAAUCGAAAAGGAGCACCAUUUAGAGUAUUGAGACACUCAGGGUCUGUGUACUCUGUGACCCCAGGUUCAGGUAAUUCACGUCACCUUUCACUUACUGUCUAUAGUUUCCUCUCUUGUUGUCGCUUGGCUUUUUCUUAGCAACCGUGCUUUGAGUAACCUUUUAAACAUUGCAUUUGUGUGAUGUUUUGUCAAGGAAAUGUCACCUGGAAUGUCUUUACUUUUCAAGAGGUGUGAGGGAGAAACUUUGUACCCAGGGCUAUAUGUGACUGUCCUUCAAAACAAAAUCCCAAAUGCUGUGUCAUUUGAAUCGAAUGUAAUCACGAGGUGUAGUGGCAGAUGAAUUUCAUGCCAUGUUAAUUCCAAAAUGCUGAAUAGAAUGUAGCCUAAGCCACCAAGGUGGUAGGUUUCUGUCACAUGGGGAAGAUGUCAUCUGGUCUUUUCUUCAAUCUCUGUACGGUGUUCUGGGUAGUUUAGAGUACUUGCUGAGAUUGAAUAGCCAGAUUAUUAUUUUUUAUUUUAUUUAUUUUUUUACAACUGAGGAACAACUAAUUUUGAGACUGUUCUCUAACGUUUUACUGACGCUUGAUGUCUAAAAUUAUCCUGUUGUAAUGCCAGGUUUAAAAGGUAUUGGGGCAGAUGAGGUGGCAAAGUGCAUAUGACUUUAAAUAAUUGUAUUGUUAAUUUAUGCUGCUUUGUGUGUGUGUGAGAGAUUUGGUGUCUUCAGAGGAAUGGGUGAUAUGCUCAGUAAAAAGAAGAUGUUUGAUUAACCUACACUGAAAGGGGUUAUGUUAUUUUGUAGAUGUCGCCCAACUGUGUGUAUGCUGUGCCUUCCCCCAGGCACACAGGUUGUGUGUAAAACAUGCUGUACAAACUUUAAAAAAAAUAUAUAUAUAUAUAUAUAUGGGGUUGUAUUUAAUGUGUGUCUAUUGUAUAUUUUCUGCCAUUUGACAAUUGAAUAACUAACUCUGCA